UUUCUCUUUCCAGAUAAAGCCCAGCCAUGUGGGCAGGGCUGGGGCUCCUCCUGAGUCUCUGCCUCCUCCCAGGAGGAGGGGCAGAGAUCCAGAACUGCCAGAAGCCCCCAGAAUGGCGAAUUGGGGAGGAGAGCCCCAUGCUGAGCUCCCAGGGCUCAGUGACAGUGGUAGUUCUCCUCCAGGCCAGCUGAUACCUGUGCCUGCUGCAGGCUUCCAAACUGGAGGACCUGCGAGUGAAGUUAGAGAAUGAAGGACUGGUCAAUAUCUCAUAUGUAGUUGUCAACCACCAGGGAACUCUGUCACAAAGGAAAUUUCUACUGAAAGAAAGUGUACCUACUGAAAGAAAGUGUUUCAAACUAUAUUACUGUCUAUCAGCAGGACGAACAGCAAGCUGA
Messenger RNA from Tinamus guttatus (white-throated tinamou), 395 nucleotides. The record is from RefSeq and is a predicted model, not a curated record. NCBI's taxonomy places the organism in Eukaryota, Metazoa, Chordata, Aves, Tinamiformes, Tinamidae.